ACAAGAGUGUGUAAUACACUCAAAGGAACAUCAAUCUCAGUGACUUCCACCCGCCAAGCUUUUCGGUUAUAUCCAUUUUAUAUAAUUAUCUUCCAUAUACAUAUGAAAAUAUAUGUGUAGUUCUUGUAUAUUUUAGGUCUUAUAAAAAUACCUUAUGUUAUAUUAUACAGUACAUAAUGCAUAAACUGAAUCUUUUCGUUUAUGUACAAGGCGAAACAAAUACUUAGGCCCAAUGAUUUCUGGAAAAAAGAUCACGUUCACUAUCAUACUCUAGUUAUUAAUUUGUUUUCUUGUAAAAUUGUAAGAGCUUCUCCAUUUGUUGCGUGGUACCAUGGAAAAACAUCAUAACCAUCAUCAUAAACUUAUGAUAGCUAUAGCCUGAAGCUUAAAGAUCUAAGAUUUUGGAUACAAUAUCCAUCUUCAUAUGAUGAUAUGAAUAUAUAUCUGUGUGUGUGUGCAUGUGAAUAGUUAUAGAUAUUAAUAUAUUAUCUACAUGGUGUCCGUGUGUAACACCCCUAUACAUCAUUACUAACCCAACACAGCUUUUGGAUUUUUUUUUCUCAAUAAAAAGCUUUUGGAAUUUAAUUAGACCCAAGAGCCAUUCGAUCCAUUUCUUUUAAUUAAAAGAAGCUUCUUUUUUUCGAAACACAAUUAAAAGAAGCUUCUAACAGGAUUUGGUUUUGAUCCCAAGAAAAAAAACAAAAGGUUGUGACUUGUCUAAGGUUUUCGCAAUGGCUUAAGUUUUUAUAUAUACAAAUAUAUUUUCCUUCAUAUCAUUCUCUCCUUUCUCAUUUCUUCAUCUCGUUUCUUACUCAUUUCUCUAACAAUUUCCCUAAUUAUAUACGUUUAUAGAUCAUUUGGAUGGACAACAUAAUGCAAUCGUGUAUGCCACCGGGAUUCCGAUUUCAUCCAACAGAGGAAGAGCUCGUUGGUUAUUACCUAGAUGGGAAGAUCAAUUCAAUGAAGAGUGCUUUAGAUGUCAUUGUAGACAUUGACCUCUACAAAAUGGAGCCAUGGGAUAUUCAAGCGAGAUGUAAACUAGGGUAUGAAGAGCAAAACGAGUGGUACUUCUUUAGCCACAAGGAUAGGAAGUACCCGACCGGGACUAGGACCAAUAGAGCAACGGCCGCCGGGUUCUGGAAGGCCACCGGUAGAGACAAGGCGGUACUUUCAAAGAAUAGUGUCAUAGGAAUGCGGAAGACACUUGUCUACUACAAAGGUCGAGUUCCUAAUGGAAGAAAAUCAGAUUGGAUCAUGCACGAAUACCGCCUCCAAAACUCCGAGCUUGCCCCGGUUCAGGAGGAAGGUUGGGUGGUGUGUCGAGCAUUUAGGAAGCCGAUUCCAAACCAGAGGCCAUUAGGGUACGAGCCAUGGCAGAACCAGCUCUACCACGUUGAUAAUAAAAAAUACUACUCAUCUUCAGAGACAAUGAACACGAGUCACCAUAUCGGUGCCUCUUCAUCGAACCAAAACCUUAACCAAAUGGUCAUGAGUAAUAAUCACUACAAUGCCAAUAAUCCGUCCGCAACGAUGCAUCAAUAUGGCAAUAUCGAGCUCCCACAGCUAGACAGUCCUAGCUUGUCGCCAAGUCUAGGGACGAAUAAAGAUCAGAACGAGAGUUUGGAGCAAGAAGAAGAGAAGAGCUUCAACUAUGUGGACUGGAGAAUACUAGAUAGCUUGCUUGAGAUACAAGCCACACAUCCACAAAACCGUGAUGUCCUUGUGUCUUCGUUAGCAACGCAGUCUUAUAACCCGGAACAGAGCUACCCUUCCAUGCAUCAAAACUAUAAUUAUGAGGUCGAAGCUAAUAUUCAUCAUUCUUUUGGAUGCUUCCCUGACUCCUAAUUUUUUUUUAAAACUUAUAUAUUGAUUUGUAUUCUAUGAUUUAAUUGU
Brassica napus (rape) is the source of this 1893-nucleotide messenger RNA. RefSeq names its product NAC domain-containing protein 30-like. NCBI's taxonomy places the organism in Eukaryota, Viridiplantae, Streptophyta, Magnoliopsida, Brassicales, Brassicaceae. The transcript has 3 exons. The record is from RefSeq and is a predicted model, not a curated record. Gene Ontology annotation, biological process: regulation of DNA-templated transcription. Gene Ontology annotation, molecular function: DNA binding. Bases 862 to 1845 code for a protein of 327 amino acids.